AUGUCUUCAUCUCCCCGACUCCCCAAACUCAUCGCCUUUGAUUUGGACUAUACCCUGUGGGAUAUGUGGAUUGACACGCACGUAACUGGCCCGCUCCGCCACGCGAAAAACGGCACCAAGGUCAUCGAUAGACACGGAACGGAAGUCGUUUUCUACGACGACGUUGGGGGAAUCCUUCGGGGCCUGAGGAGAGAGGGAGUGCUGGUAGCCGCCUGCUCGCGGACUCAUGCUGCUCACUUGGCCAAGCAGGCACUCUCGCUCAUCCGUAUACCCCCUUCCCACGCGGACGACCCCGCUGUCCAAGAACAGCCUGCAAUUGAGCUGUUUGAUAACUUGGAAAUCUACCCGGGCUCCAAGAUCCCUCAUUUCCGAGCGUUGCACGAGAAAACGGGGGUCCCUUACGAAGAGAUGCUAUUCUUUGACGACGAAUCGCGAAAUCGGGAGGUAGAACGGCUUGGAGUUAGGUUCCACCUGACCCCAGAUGGGGUCAGCAAUGCAGUAUUCGAGGCUGGAGUUAUGAGUUGGAAUGCCCGACGAGCCGUAGCUUCGGCGGAAUGA
Messenger RNA from Mycena indigotica, 558 nucleotides. RefSeq lists its product as uncharacterized. Lineage: Eukaryota; Fungi; Basidiomycota; Agaricomycetes; Agaricales; Mycenaceae. Gene Ontology annotation, molecular function: acid phosphatase activity. The record is from RefSeq and is a predicted model, not a curated record. The transcript is spliced from 5 exons. The coding region runs from base 1 to 558 and encodes 185 amino acids.